GUUGUAAACCAACCAUACCAAACCCAAUAGUAAGGAUAAGAACAAUUUGAAUACCUUUUAUUUACGAAUUUAAUUGUACUGACUGUUUCUGAAGAGCGGUACUAUUAUUUCCUAAUGGAUAAAAAUGUGUAUUUAAAGUAAACUUUAUUUCACAAGAAUGAAUCCUUAUAAGGAUGUUGAAGACAAUUCUUUCACUACUUCUCCUCAUCUUACCUAUGAGAAUAUUGCCACGAAGCUGUUGAAAGAUCACUAUUUCCUGACAGCACUUGAACUGCACACUGAGCUUGUAGAAUGUGGUAGAGAACUGCCGCAAUUAAGAGAGUUUUUCUCCAAUCCAGGAAACUUUGAACAGCAUGUAUCUAGGGCAUCUGAGUUUGGAUCUAUGCAUCGAACACCCAGCCAAGCAACAUUAGAUUCUCUGGACACUGCUCGUUAUUCUGAAGAUGGAGGUGGGGAUCGUGGUGGCAGUGGUGGCGAUGUCGCUGUGUUGGAAUUUGAACUAAGGAAAGCAAGAGAAACCAUCAACUCUUUGAGAGCCAAUCUAACACAAUUUGCAGAUGGAGAUUCAGCUCUAGAUAAAGUAUCCAAAGAUUCAUAUAAUCAAAGGUCUUUAAAACCGCAUGAAAAGAAAGCUCUUAACUUUCUCAUAAAUGAAUAUCUGUUACUACAGGGCUAUAAACUCACUUCAAUAACUUUUUCAGAUGAAAAUCCUGAUCAGGAGUUUGAAGAUUGGGAUGAUGUUGGUUUGAAUAUGCCAAGGCCUGCAGGAUUGGUAUCUUUAUUCUGGGGUAAUUCAACUUCACUAAACAUUCCUAAAGUUGAUGCUUUUACACAGUGUGAGUUUUCUAUUACAAGUAAAGGAUGUCAAACAGAAUUUGAGGAUGGAAAUGUUUGUGUGAGUUGCCAAACUUCACUUGAUGCUGGUACUGAUUGGAACCAUGAGCUAUUAAUCCAAGCCGAAGAGAUUGUUUUGCUUAAACAGAAAAUAAUAGCAUUGGAAACUGAAAAGAUGAAUUUUCAAAAGCUUUAUGAUGCCGCUAUUGUCAGUUUGAAUUCAUUAACAAGCCCUACAUCAGACAGUAAAGGACUAGAUUUACAUAUACCAGAAGAAAAAAUAACAUCUGGACAAAUAGCUGAUGAGAGAAUAGAACAAGCAUUGAAUGUUAGACCUAUCACUUGUACAGCAGCUGAAAACCAUUAUGGGAGCGGUAAUUCUACACAUAGUGUAACCCCAGAACAAUUUGAAAUGAUUGAUAGUGAAAAGAAUAAUGUGUUAAGGAAAGAAAGUUCAAACACAAGCUCGUUCGACCCAGUGACGCUAGACAACAGUGUUCGCGACUCGCCUCUGCGACGCAGCAGUGUCACUACCCUCGACGAAACAUUGAGUAUCAACGACGGUGGGGAGUGGACUCGCGUACAGUACGACUAUGGUGGCACUGAAACAAAUAGCAAAGAGAUAUGGAUCGAUAGUGGUCUGCCACACAGUUUAAAGGUUUCUAUUUUAAACUGGUGUUGUGAGACACUAAAUUUAAAUGAACCACUGAGCAACGAUCUUUUAGCUGAACUGGUUACAAGUGAGAAGCAAAUUACAUUGCCUGGACUAUUAACGUUAGUGGCCGACACACUACCUCGAAUAAUACCGCACACGUUAGUUGCGCGACGUUGUGAGACCGCGGCGCUUCUAGCAGCGGGCGCCGCCCUCCUGCCGCCCGGCGACGCGCGGCGAGCUCGCGUGCUGCACACGUUACUGACGCUCGUCAAGAAGCCCGACCACGCCGACACCAGGGUCAUAUGUGAAGCAACGUGCCUAAUCGUCAAAUGGGGAGGCAGUGGUGAAGUACUGUCAUCAAUAGCGGAACUUCUCGCGUCGAGAUCUGCCGAACGGAGAAUAUUAGCCAGCCAAAUAUGCGUGGCCAUCGCGCCCUACGUUCCCAUAGAGCUAUGCACAUCUCUCCUGCUUAGUUUAGUUAUUCUCAUGUGCGAAUCUAACGAAGUGGAAAUCAGAAGUUUGGGACUGAAAUCCGCCUGCCUUAUAUGCCCGGUCGCUGAACACAAAUAUGCACAGCUCGAGAAUCUCAUGUUCAACUUCUUGAGGGAUCCCGUCGAGAAAAAUGUCAAAGAUGCCGUUCAUAUUUACGCGCCUGUAUUGGCUAGGACAGCCUUAAUAGCGGGAAAAUUUGCGACGGAUCUGUGCAGUAGAAUUAUAAGUAAUUUAGUCAAAUCAAGUACGGAGAACGAAUGGAAGAGUAUGAUAUUAUAUUUAGAGAUACUGAAAGUAUUAGUUUUAGCAAAGUUGGCCUAUGUCGUCAAUGUACAAAUAGUUAGAGAAGCAAGUGUGAAUAACUGUGAUAAAAAAUCAAUUAAUUUACAAGAGAUACCGUUGGAAGGAGAUCAAGAUUAUUUUAUAGAUCUUCAGUGCUAUGUGAUGGAUAAUGUAGAUACGAAGAUAUUGUUGGUAGCUAUGAAUAAUUUAAUUAAAGAGAAACCUGAAGUGAGAUGGACUGAGUUAACUUGGUUUAUUAGCCUAAUGAAACAAAUUUUAGAAAUGGCCACAAACAGCAGAGUAUUAAAUCAUCCGAUGACUUACGAAGCGCUCAUAUCUCUGUUCAGUAGUUACGUAGACAAUUUCGGUGUAGACUUCACCUGUCAUAUAAUCAAAGGGAUAUUUAAUGACACAAUAGUGGAGUUGGAGAAUAAGCUGGAGAAACUCCAUAGUGUCAAUGUGGAUAGUACAAUUAUUGUUGGUAUAUACUUGAUAGCUGUGUUACCAGUUUUCGAAGAUAAAACGUUUCACGGAGAAUUCCUACAAAAAUGGAUAAUGUACAGUAGUAUAAGAAGUCUUCCAGUAAAGAUAUUCUCAAUACCUCUGAAGUGGGUAACCAAACAUCGGCCGGAGACGCUCGACUUUUACUUGCAGCAUCUCAGAGAAUUAUCGGCCAGCAGUUGUGAAACGUCAAGUGGUAGUGCAGUACGGGUUUACAUCGCAACUCUGCUCACUGAGUUGCUCAACUCAGCAGAAGUGAGCGCCGGCUGCAUAGAAAGACACCUUCUUCCCGCAGUCAUGGCAUUAUUGCAUGACGAUGAACUGUCGGUCCGGGAAGUGGCUAUAACUACGUGGGGUACCGUGACCAGGACUUGUAUCAUCCGCGGCUUAGAAUGCGAAGCUCAAUGCUGGCCGCCUGUGGAGGAUCUACUUUCUUCACGCCCUCUAGCGGGCAAGGAAGGAGUUAGAGCGGCCGAAUCACUCGCCCUUCUAGUGCUGCCAACACCUGACAACCAUGCCGUCUCCGAGAAAGCUGUCUCGCUACUCUGCGAUUUGUGCGAUCGAUGCGCGUUAUCCAGCGAAUGGCUCGCCGCGUUGACUCCCGGUCUACAACUAGCUGCGCAUCACUGUCGCCGGCACCCGGCUUUACUUCCGGCGCUCAGGAAAUUAGAAGAAGGCGUGCAAACGCCAGCCUUGUCCAAUUAUAAAGGCGCCAUAGAAGCAUUAAUACACAACGUCGCUGGUCCCUCAAUAGAAACAACACGGGAACCGCCUCGACCGCCAACGAAUCUCCAAGCUGCCCAAGAGGUCGGCAGAAGGGUAACACAAAUGUUCCAGCAGUCCAAAAACAAUAUGAAUCUACAAAGCAUAUUCAAGAAGAAAACGUAAGACGUUUUCGGAAACGACGACUGACUUCGAGUCUUAAAUAUUGGUGCUUUAAAUUGGUUACGUACAAGAAAGUUAAAACUCGUAAAGUUGUGUUCUACCUGGAGCAGCGUUGCCCGAAGUCGGGAUUUAGGGACAUUUUGAGUGAAAAAAGCGGGAUACCUUUGUCGAAAGCAGGACAUAGUAAAAAAAAUCAAAAGUUUUUGAAUAUUUAUCUUUUUUUUUGAGUUCAAAUAAUGUUUACGUGACAAUACAUUGGUACCUAUUAAAAUUUACAUAAAAAUGUAUUUUAAUAAAAAUAUGCUAUUUUAAAUCAGAUUUACCCUAUCCUUAAAUAGAGUUCGAGUUAUGCCCGAAAAGCGGGAUUGACCCUGUCCCGCGCGGGACAUUUAAUUUUGUUUUAGAAAUCGGGACGUCUGGCAACGCUGACCUGGAGUCUUCCAGGUGUAUAAAGGUGACUAAUCAAAAUUGAGCUGUGCUGUGUUAUAUUUUAUUUAAUCAGCUCUCUCCACGAUUAUAAUUAGAAACAAAUAAUUCGUGAUGCGCUGCACUUUAUGUGGAUGCGAGAAUGUUUUCUUUCUACAGCGAGGCCUCUGAAAGAGUUCCGUAAAAGGUAUCAAUCAAUUCCUUAAGUUAAAACAAUAUGGUACACUUUCCUAAUGACUUCCUUCCUUCCUACUAAAAAAAAACAAAAAUCAACUCUUUUCUGUUGCAAUAAGGGACUGAGACGGACUGUUAUAAACGCAUUUUUUCAACGUCCGCAUUACAACAUGAACAUAACAACAUAGCGCAACGCAGCUCAAUUUUAAUUGGUCAGCCUUCGAAACGACCAUUGGUGACCAUACAAACGUCACCAACGUCAACCAUACAUUCAUGUUCAUAAAUGUCAUCGAAUCCAUGAGAUAACUGCAUAUUUAAUGUAAAUGGUAAAAGUAUCGUUCAAUAUAAAAUAUUUAUGCCGAGUCGCCCCCAAAUUUAUUUUUUGGUAAAACCGGGUGUUUCAGUGAGAUAAAUAGUAUAUUAAAUAAUCAUAAAGUGUAGGAAACUAUUGUGCAUUUAAAUCAAGCCUUCUAGCUUAGUUUACCCGAGCUAAGCUUUAACUGCUGAUUUCAACUGUAAUCUGUCAUAAUUGGAUUUAAAAAUAUGUAUAUAUUCAAAAGUAUUCCUUUAUAAAUUCAUAUUUAAGUUACCCUAAUAUCUAAAACAAUUAAUUAAUCAGGCAACUAAAUGUACUAAUUUAUGUGAAAAUAGUGGCUAACAAGCAGGCGUCUGAUAAAGUGUCUAUCGUUCAUGUAUGCGAUAACUCAAAAGAAAUAAUCAACUCAUCCUGUAGUGUCUUCUGUAGUAUAGAAAAACUAUAAAAAUACUAUAUCCAAAAUGAACUUUAACAAUAUAGACGUAAGGUCUGUCUCUCAGUUUGAUUGUUUUAUUAGUUAUAUCAACGAUAUUAAAUACCCUAGAUACACCACGAGCGCUCAAAAUAUGUCCCAAUCAAGAAGUGCUUUAACUCCUCUCAAGCACUUCUUGGUUCACAGUCACGAGCGGACCGUUACGUAGUCAAGAUGCUACAGAGCUCAGUGAAAAAAUGCGAGUGUCGUUGAAAAACUGCGAAAAUAAUAGUACGAAAAGUGUAGUUUUUUCGACAGGUAUCUAAUCAAUGUUUGUUAAUUUAACGCAUUUGAAGAAAAUUUUGUUCUAAUACUUACUAUAAACUGAUUUAAUAUAAAAUACUUGUGAUAUUCAAAUCCAUGGACGGAUAUACGUCGCCGUAUAGCCGUCUCUUUUCCUUGCAGUCCGUACCUGCUAUUUUGCUAACAAACGCAUUCAGAAUUGUGCGUAGAGUCCAAAAAAAAGGUCUCUAUUCUUCCGCAUAUAGCAAUAAGUCGUAAAAUUUUACGAGCUUGCAUUUCAAUCUGUCAGAAGUCUUUGACGCAUGCGUUUUAAUUAAGACCUUAUACAGUAUGUAUUAAAGGUGACUUUCAAUGUUUAAAUAAUGCCGUAUAAGGUUUUAGACCACUCGAUCAUCUUACGGAGCUCCGUGAAUCGUACAAUGUACCUUUUGGACACAUUCCGGCCACGAUUUUGUUCGUGUUGUUUAUUAUACUCUUUAUUGCAUCAUAUAGUUCAAAACAAAGUCAAAUACAUAGUCAGCAAAGGUUGGCUUAUCUCUAAAAGAGAUUGUUGUUGUAUCUAGGGUAUUUAUUUUUCGUUGAGUUAUAUAGUUUAUUUAAAAAUUCUCGUUGUGAGCGUUAUUAUUUUAGAAUAAUGGAUUAACUCAUUCAAUAGGUAAUUUGUAAUCGACGUAAUUAACACAGGCGGCGGCAUGUUGUAUUGAAGUUUUGAUACAUUGUCCUAACUGAACAUGUUUACUAUGUUUUAUCAGUACUCCUUUAUAUCAUUUUUUGUUUUUUAAUAUAAAAUGUCUAAACUUUUAUACUCUAUUUCUUAUAUUUUUUUGUUUUAAUGAAAUGUAGAAAUCUUAUGAAUUUAGAUGGUAAGUGAAAUUACUGACUAAUCGACAUUCCUAGCGUUUUAGCUUACGUUAUCUGUGGUGUCGAUUCUUUGGUAUGAUUCUCUCAACCUUAAAUUCAUUUAACAGCAGUGUAUCCUUGACAUUCUGUAUAUAGAAUGAAAAGGAGGCACUGAUGUUAAAUUUAGAGAAUCGUACCAGAAUCUAUACAUGUAUGUACUUAAUUUAAAAUUAGCUGUAGAACAGUACAAAGAUGUUAGUGCAAUACAAUAAUAAAAUAAAAAUAUUCAUAAUAUAACAAAAUACUCCAUCCUCAUUCAAAAUAAGUGAUUUUUGUAACACAAAAUGGGAAUUUAACAUGAACAUGCCAAGCAAGCUGAAAGCGCUUCCACAAAAUAAUUUUCAAUUUAGUUGAUUAUAUUUUACUGUCAAUAAUGUAUAUACUAAUUUUCAAAAAAUAUUUUUAUUUAUCUGUUUAAAACAAAAACAUUUUUAUAACAAUUUCAAAUAAUAGGGAUGAUGACGGGGUAAAGUAAACGAAAUUCGAUUUCGAUUUUCGAUUCGAAAGUCCGUCAGUUAGAUUAUUAUCAUAAAAUAAAAGACACUUAUUUUACUUUCGAAUGACAAAGAUACGUUAAAAUUUGGGAGUGGGAGCUCAUGACGUGACUUUUAUGUAAAAAUUGUAACAAGAGUUGACAUGACGUCAACUCAUGACGUCGUCAACAUGACGCAUCCCUGUUGUGUUUUGAUUAUGUGAAAAUAGAAAAAAUAUGUAUUUAAUACUUUUUCACAAUCUAACGCAUAGACGAAAAAAAAGUUAGUCAUCAUCCUUAUUAUGUGUAUUUGAAUCUCACAAAAUGACGAUUAUAUUCAUACCCGUGAUUGUAUAUUUUAUAUUACAAAAAGUUGUUACUUAUCUUUCAUAUCUUUCUGUUGAUUCAGUAAAAAAAUGUUAUCGAUGCGUGCAUUGGUGUGCAUUACGUGUAAAUGUAUGUAUAAAUAUGUGAAGGUUAAAAAAUAUAUAAAAUAAACAUAAAUAUAUAAUAUCUAUACUUUUUUGUGUUACUACUUUCGGCGAUCAGUCUACAUUAAUAACAGAUCAUUUUUAUUGUCUUUUCAGGCGUGCGAUAUGACAUUUUCAACAAGUCCCAUUUGUAAAAUUAUUUUCACACGUGAUUGUACAGUAUCAAAUGAAGUUUUUAAUAUUUAAUAAUGUAUUGCCUCUGUAUUAAAGUAGCCAUAUUAUAACCCAAAAUACCAUGAAUGUAACCUGAUAAUCAAAUAAUAAUUUUUAAAUUUAAGCUUAUAGGUACUUAAAUUGCUACUGCGCAGAAAACAUUUUCCAUUAUACUUAUUCAAAAUAUUUUUCGGAGUUUGUUUUAACAUUGGUAUCGCGCUGUCUAAACUUCAUUGUGUUAAUGCUUCAAAUGUUUCCGUUUCUCUUGACCGAGACUACACUAACCACACCAAGCAAAUUAUAGAAACUAUAUGAACAAGAUUCAAGAAUACAGAUGCAUCUCAGAAUGUUCUGUAUAUCCCCAGUAACCCCCGCGAGGAUUGCCACCGAAGGCAAAUAGGUAUAAAUAAACUGAAGUGGGGGCUUCAUUCCCAUUUGCCUCCGCUGCUUAACCCCGGGGGACGACUGGGAAUAUACGGAACAUUCUUAGAUGCACCUGUAUUCUUGAAUCAUAGUUGUUCAAAUAGUUUCUUUAAUGAGCUUGGUGCAGCCAGCGUAGUAGUAUACACGGAAUGUUUCACUUGCUUCUGAAUAUCAUUUUCUUCCAUAAGCGCUUCCUGCGUCGGCAUUCUCAAGUUAAUAUUACCUAAAUAUUAUUCAAGAUACGAAUGAAUGUGGCAGACUGGAAUGUGGUUAUAUUUUGUAGAAGUUUUUGUCCGGUGACUUAUUAGGACCGCGAAACGCCCAUUUCCGUAUUCUUAUUCUUUCUAAGAUUAUAUAAGCCUGAUCAUCGUCGCGAGCGAAGUCAGCGUGAGGUGUAUAAUAAACCUUAAAAAAGAAAAUAACUAAACGACAAAAUAAUAUAAUUUUCAUUUCACAUUCCGAUCGCCAAAAAUUUACUUUUUCGAACUAAUCUUUGAUCAGCAGUAAUGUUAAUAUUGGUUGUGUCAACUAUUUAUGGAUUACAAAUUCUAUUUUAUAGCUUGAUC
Messenger RNA from Chilo suppressalis (striped riceborer), 8285 nucleotides. NCBI's taxonomy places the organism in Eukaryota, Metazoa, Arthropoda, Insecta, Lepidoptera, Crambidae. The record is from the annotation of a GenBank genome assembly.